Auanema sp. JU1783 is the source of this 1836-nucleotide messenger RNA. The record is from the annotation of a GenBank genome assembly. NCBI's taxonomy places the organism in Eukaryota, Metazoa, Nematoda, Chromadorea, Rhabditida, Rhabditidae.
AUGAGUGAAUGCGAAGGAUUCAAUCUAGUCAUUGAUUCAGCAUAUCAAAUAUUUUGUCUUCUGAUGAAGGAAGAUGUACAACAGUCCGAAACAAGACAUCUUCUAAAGAAGACCAUUCUGAUGUCUGGACGUAAACAACAUUUGAAAAAUUUCAACUGUUUAGAGCGAAGUUUUGCUUUUGAAACAUUCAGGAAUCGACGUCCAUCUCAUCCUGAUGACGUAUUGAAAUCAUUUAACUCUUCGUCCAUCACGGAUUGUCUAAAUGAAUGUCUACAUACAGAUAGUUGCUUAUCAGCUGUUUUUAAUUCGAAGGAUUCUGUUUGUCUUCUCUCCAGAAUCUCUAUCAACUACGUUUAUAAUGUGAGGAAAACCUUCAUUUAUGAUGAAAAUUAUGAUAUUUAUGAGAAUAAUUGCUUUAAAGUGCCUAUUAACGAAGGAGCUUGUUCAUGGAUGAGAGUUAAAUAUGGAGGGAUUCCUGAUCUCUUUGAUUCUCAGCAAACAGCUCAUCAUGUUGAUCAUUGUGAACAGCUAUGUCUCCAGAGAUCACAAACAUCAGAUAUCUGCAGGUCUUACACAUUCGACCAAACAAGGAAUCUAUGUUUGAUGUCAUCGAGUAAUUCUCGGAUUAUGGGAAGAAGUCCAUUGGAAUUUCAGAACAAAAAUUAUUUUCACGGAGAUUUAGAUGAUUGCAUGGAUCUUUCGCUUAAAUGUCGUUUGGAGCAUUUGGAUGUUGAAGGAUGGACUUUAAGACAAUUCUCAGGAAAUUUGAAAACUAAGCGUUCCCGCGAUGUUAUAUGUCAUUCAGAUGUUAAAAAAACAUUCCGAUUCUCAUCGAAAUUCGAUUAUGAAUCUUGUGGAUUGAACAGAGUUAAAGAACCAAUCGACGCUUACCAUGGAUCUAUUCAUUUGAAAGAAGGAAGCACUUCACUAGUUACAGUCAGAGAUAAAGUGCUACAAGUUGAAUGUCGCAUACAUCCUCAAAUCGAGAAGUAUGAUAGAGUGUUAUCAGUAAACAUGAAUGUUUCUGAUUCUGAGAACUCUCGUCUGUUAUCUGAAAAAGUGAUAAUACUUCCGAAGCUUAACGAGAAUCCAGUUCCGAAGUUCAGCUUGUCAGUUUUAUCAGAAAAUGGAAAGGCUGCCGAUAAAAUUCGAAUUGGAGAGAAAGCCUGGUUAAGGAUUCGAAUGAACUCUAAAGAGCCUUCAGGCUCUUUUCUGGUGACCAAGGUGAUCGCUAAAGAGAUUCUGACAAACAGAACGAUGGAAUUAGUUGAUUCAGAAGGAUGCGUUUCUGUCAAUGAAAGCGUAAUCGAUUUCAUUCAUUUAAAUAAUUCAGCUCCUGCAAUAAGCUUCCGCCUGAACGUUGGAGCCUUCAAGCGAGAGUCUGAAUUAAUAUAUCAAGCGUAUGUGGUGGCUUGUGACAAGAGCUGUCAACCUAGCUGCAACAAACAUUUGUUUGAGCAGAAAGCAACAGCUUUAAUAAGUUCACCCAUUGCAAUAGUUGAACGGCAGAAAAGGUCAAUAACAGCUCGUCAAAUUGAACUUUCACAAGAUAUAUAUAAGGUUUAUGCAAAUAAGCUGCAUGUACUUGGAUCAUCUGAUGAUACGAUAACAUCAGAGCAUGUCGAAAAGAUAUCAUAUAAUUCACUUGAAUUUUCUGUUCAACGUUGUUUUGUUGAUGAUGUCACAUGUCUCUUUACGGCUUUACUAGGAUUUAUUCAGCUUUUCCUAUUCGUUGCUUGCUUUAUCAGCAUGUAUUGCUACUAUAUGCAAUGGCGACGAUAUCAAUUAGCUCGAAGCUCAAUGAAUCAGAUUCAAAUACAACAAACGCUCAAAUGA